Messenger RNA from Lachnellula hyalina, 327 nucleotides. It is a transcript of the gene rpl-30, whose product is annotated as 60S ribosomal protein. The record is from RefSeq and is a predicted model, not a curated record. Gene Ontology annotation, molecular function: RNA binding; structural constituent of ribosome. The coding region runs from base 1 to 327 and encodes 108 amino acids. The transcript has 3 exons. Gene Ontology annotation, cellular component: cytosolic large ribosomal subunit. NCBI's taxonomy places the organism in Eukaryota, Fungi, Ascomycota, Leotiomycetes, Helotiales, Lachnaceae.
AUGGCCCCAGCUAAGAAGAAGAAUGCCGAAGGUAUCAACUCGCGCCUGGCGCUUGUGAUCAAGUCUGGUAAAGUCACUCUCGGAUACAAGUCAACCCUCAAGACCCUCCGCUCUGGCAAGGCCAAGCUCGUCAUCAUCGCCGGCAACACACCUCCUCUCCGCAAGAGUGAACUCGAGUACUACGCCAUGCUCGCAAAGUGCAACGUCCACCACUUCGCCGGAAACAACAUUGAGCUUGGAACUGCUUGUGGUAAGCUGUUCCGUUGCUCCACCAUGGCUGUAUUGGAUGCUGGUGACUCUGAUAUCUUGAGCGGCGAGAGUGCUUAG